Messenger RNA from Trametes versicolor FP-101664 SS1, 2343 nucleotides. RefSeq lists its product as uncharacterized. Gene Ontology annotation, biological process: nuclear-transcribed mRNA poly(A) tail shortening. NCBI's taxonomy places the organism in Eukaryota, Fungi, Basidiomycota, Agaricomycetes, Polyporales, Polyporaceae. The transcript has 4 exons. The coding region runs from base 101 to 2038 and encodes 645 amino acids. Gene Ontology annotation, cellular component: nucleus; cytoplasm; CCR4-NOT complex. The record is from RefSeq and is a predicted model, not a curated record. Gene Ontology annotation, molecular function: protein binding; poly(A)-specific ribonuclease activity.
CACACACCCUCACUUUCCCUCACCACCCAACGGCAACGCGCUACAAGGUCCCCACGGCGGCUUAGGACAGGCGGGGUCUCCAGGAGCGAUCCAAACCCAGAUGAUCUCUCCUCAUUGGCAGCAGCAGUUGAUGAAGUGCGAGAUGAGCCGCGCGUCACGAUCCCCUCACCACCGAGCAAGAGCGAGCGCGAUGGCGGCCCGUACUGUCCACAAGGCGGCUAUCCCGAUUCAGAACCCCAACGCGAUAAAGCCAGUGGAGACGAACGGCGUCGGUCACGACGGAGAAGCUUCCCCUUCGGCCAAAUCGCAAGCUCCGUCUGACGCGUCGCCCACCCGUGCGAGUGCGGUGGCCGAUCAUCCCUCCUCCACUGUCCCUCCCGUUGCCGAAGUUCCUCGUCCGUACACCAUCAAGCCCGCGAACACAUGGCAGUCGCUGGACAUGGGUGGCGUGGGUAUCAAGAACAUCCCGAAGACGUCUGGGCUGUUCGGUUUCACCUUCCUCACCAACCUCUACCUCAAUCACAAUGCGCUCCAGAGCGUUCCUCCAGAGAUCUCGAAGCUCAUCCACCUGGAGCUGCUGGACCUAUCAGGGAACGCUUUACAGUCCAUUCCCUCGGAGCUCGGGAUGUUGGUGUCGUUGAAAGAGCUGUACCUCUUCGACAACCAGUUGAACAAUCUACCGCCACAACUGGGCACCCUCCACCAAUUGAAGACCCUUGGAAUCGAGGGGAACCCGCUGGAGCCGUCGUUGAAGAUGAUCGUUCAGAAGGAUGGCACACCUGCUCUCAUAUCGUACCUGCGCGACUCGUGUCCAAUUCCUUCCCCUCCACCUGACCGCCAAUGGAAGCAUUUCGUCCACCAGGCAGAACGGGAUUCAAUCGCGUCUGACCCUGCCGCCGAGACGUUCACUGUUCUGUGCUACAACAUCCUCUGCGAGCGGUGUGCCACGGAGAGGCUUUACGGGUACACACCGUCAUGGGCUUUGCAGUGGGACUACCGGAAGGAGCUCAUCCUCACGGAGAUCGUCAACCAUAAUGCGGACUUCGCCUGCUUACAGGAGGUCGACAAUGCGCAGUACGAGGAGUACUUCACGAAGACUCUAGCGGACCACGACUACGAGGGCGUCUACUGGCCAAAGUCCCGUUACAAGAUGAUGAGCGAGAGCGAGCGGCGUUUGGUCGAUGGGUGUGCCAUUUUCUACAAGGCGUCCAAGUACACCCUCGUAGAGAAGCACCUCAUCGAAUACAGCUCCCUCGCUAUGCAGCGACCGGACUUCAAGAAGACUGAUGAUAUGUUCAACCGCGUGCUGGGCAAGGAUCACAUCGCCGUCGUCGCUCUUCUGGAGAACAAGGAGACGGGGUCACGGCUCAUCGUCGCGAACACUCAUCUCCACUGGGACCCGGCCUUCCGCGAUGUCAAGCUUGUUCAGGCAGCGCUCCUUGUCGAGGAGGUGGAGAGGAUUACCCACAACUUCGCGAGAUAUCCUCCGCGUCUUCCCCCGGCGUCGGCUUCAGCCGUUGGCAGCCCCACCACACCUACCCCGGGAGAGAACAACGCGUCGUCUCGCCCUCCCCCAGUGUACACGGAUGGUUCCAAGAUACCCGUCAUCAUCUGUGGCGACUUCAACUCCGUGCCUGAGAGUGGUGUAUACGAGUUCCUCUCAAAUGGCACGGUCCCACCUGACCACGAGGACUUCAUGUCCCAUUUGUACGGGAAGUAUACAUCGGAGGGCAUACGCCACCGCCUCGGCCUCAAGAGCGCAUACGCCUCCGUUGGGGAGCUGCCCCUGACGAACUUCACACCUGGCUACAAGGGGCACAUCGACUACAUCUGGCACUCUGCGGCGAACCUCUCCGUCAACUCGGUGCUGGGCGAAGUUGACCCAAACUACUUGGACAAGGUGGUCGGUUUCCCAAACGCACAUUUCCCCUCCGACCAUCUGUGCAUCGCGUCCGAGUUCCGCGUCCGCCCACCACGGGAGGCGCCGCCCAUCCGCGCGCCCCCCGUAUUCCCCGAGUCUUCACGAGCGCAUACAUAGGGUCCCAUGGCUGUCCAUCCAUCCGGUGUAUCGCUACCACUCUUUUCCCCUGUCCAUAUUUCCCCAUAUAUUUCAUUCUUGUAAAUAUUCCUGCGCUCAUGCGACAGCGCGGCGGCAGCAGCGACCUCCCCCCUUCUUUCCGGUGCCACACACCCGUUGAUUUCUCCCCUUCUCCCCUUGUGUCCCGGCGGCCCGCUCGUACUCUUUCGCUCGUGUUUUGUGUUAUUUUAUAUUCCGUCUCGUCGUCUCUCCUCUUCCCCGUCCGUCACCCCCUUCCCGUCCCGCCGCCUCCCCCCAGCACACCC